GAGCCGGAGCGAGAGCCCCGCGGUGUGCACGGCCGAAGCGCCCGGUCCGUGCGCGCGUCCCCACGGCAUGCCGGGCCCCCGCCUGCUGGCCGCGCUCUGCGGCGUGCUCCUCUGCGCCCCGGGACUCCUCGCCUCCUCCGGGGACUUCUGUGACUCUAGCCAGUGCCUCAAUGGUGGGACUUGCCUGUUGGGCCAGGACAACACCCCCUUCUACUGCCUCUGCCCCGAAGGCUUCACAGGCCUCAUCUGCAAUGAGACCGAGAAAGGUCCUUGUAUCCCAAACCCCUGCUACAAUGAUGGUGAGUGCCAGGUGAUCAAGGACACGUACCGGGGGGACAUCUUCACCCAGUACUUCUGCAAGUGCCCACAUGGCUAUACAGGCAUCCACUGUGAGACCACCUGUGCCAUGCCUCUGGGCAUGGAGUCGGGCGCCAUUUCCGACUCGCAGAUCUCUGCCUCGUCUGUGCACUUGGGCUUCCUGGGUUUACAGCGCUGGGCCCCAGAGCUGGCCCGCCUGCAUCGCUCAGGCAUCGUCAACGCGUGGACAGCCAGCAACUAUGAUAAGAACCCCUGGAUCCAGGUAAACCUGAUACGACAGAUGCGCGUGACAGGUGUGGUGACACAGGGGGCCAGCCGAGCGGGGAGUGCCGAGUACCUGAAGUCUUUCAAGGUGGCCUACAGCGUCAACGGACGCAAGUUCCAGUUUAUCCAGAGCGCAGACGGGUCAGGAGACAAGGUGUUUGUGGGUAACAUGGACAACAGUCACCUGAAGGUCAACCUGUUUGACUUCCCUCUGGAGGUGCAGUACGUGCGGCUGGUGCCCGUCGUCUGCCACCGGGGCUGUACUCUCCGCUUUGAGCUCCUUGGUUGCGAGUUGAACGGAUGUGCCGAGCCCCUGGGAAUGAAGGACGGCACCAUCCCGGACAAGCAGAUCACGGCCUCCAGCCUCUACAAGACCUGGGGCCUCAGCGCCUUCGGCUGGUUUCCCUCUUAUGCGAGGCUGGACAAGCAGGGCAAGUUCAAUGCCUGGACCGCCCAGACCAACGAUGCCUCCGAGUGGCUGCAGGUUGAUUUGGGCUCCCAGAGGGAGGUGACGGGCAUCAUUACCCAGGGGGCCCGAGACUUUGGCCACAUCCAAUAUGUCGCGGCCUACAAGGUUGCUUAUAGUAACGACAGCACGAACUGGAUCGAGUACAGGGACCAGGGGGCCUUGGACAGCAAGAUCUUCCCUGGCAACUUGGACAAUAAUUCCCACAAGAAGAACAUGUUCGAGAUGCCCUUCCUGGCUCGUUUUGUGCGCAUCCUGCCCGUCGCCUGGCACAACCGAAUCACCCUGCGCGUGGAACUGCUGGGCUGUUAGUGCUGCGUGUGGCCGGCCUGGCCGAGGGGCGCCUGGCCCUGCCCUGCUCUUCCCGGCCCUUCUGGUGGCCUGCUGCCUUCUCCACCCCACCUCCUGAUUGCCGGGGACUGGGGGGCAGGGGUUUCAGUCACCGCCCUCUCCCCACCCCUCUCCUCCCCCUACCCUGUGGCCCCGCACCCAGCCCUCACGCCACCUCAUCAUUUUCUUAGACACUGGAGUCGAGUAGGUCUGGGAUGGAGAGCAAGGGCAAAGCAGGAAGCCGGGGCUGCCCGCGCCUCUUGGAUUCCUGGUUCUAGGCUCCCUGUUCCCCCUGCGUGCUCCCCGCCCCCGCGGUCCCAGGGCCCUGGAGGAAGGCCCGGAGGUGCCAGGCUGGACAUAAAGGUCUCCUGUCCCUCAGCACCACGCUGCCACUCAACUGCCACUGCCACCCAGCCUCCUCCCACAGCCCCCUGAUCUCCCUGGAGACCCACCCCUCUUGACCCUUGCUCUGAAGCCUGAGAGACAGAAGGGGGUGGGGUGGGGUGGGGUGGGGUGGGCUUAUGGAGAGAGAGGGAUGCAGGUGGGUGGGUGAGCAUGGGAGGCGCCCUCUGCGCUGGUUCUUCCCCAGAGUGCCCAGGCAGCUUCCAGAAUAUAUUUAUAUCACCCCCUGAA
Molecule: messenger RNA, 2011 nt
Organism: Hyaena hyaena (striped hyena)
Lineage: Eukaryota; Metazoa; Chordata; Mammalia; Carnivora; Hyaenidae
Gene: MFGE8
Product: milk fat globule EGF and factor V/VIII domain containing
Exons: 9
Coding region: 68-1360 (430 amino acids)
Source: RefSeq, a predicted model, not a curated record